Molecule: messenger RNA, 267 nt
Organism: Parnassius apollo (apollo)
Lineage: Eukaryota; Metazoa; Arthropoda; Insecta; Lepidoptera; Papilionidae
Source: the annotation of a GenBank genome assembly
AUGAAGGGAGUCGGUGACCCGGUGCAAAUCACCAAUGAUUUCAUGCAUCAGUUUAAGUCGCCAACGUUCGUGGACCCCAGAGGAGUGCUCGAUAUGUUUCGAAGUGAUGCUACGCGACCAAGAGGUGAUGACGCUGCCGUGCACGCAUCACUUCCACCAGGCGUGCAUCCUGCCCUGGCUCCAGGAGCAGCAGACUUGCCCCAAUUGCCGGAAGCGCGCCGAAUAAUAACACAAAUUCGAGAUUUUCGCUACGACCUAACAUCGUGA